Messenger RNA from Maudiozyma saulgeensis, 1956 nucleotides. The record is from the annotation of a GenBank genome assembly. NCBI's taxonomy places the organism in Eukaryota, Fungi, Ascomycota, Saccharomycetes, Saccharomycetales, Saccharomycetaceae.
AUGGAAGAAACAGAUAAUAUACCGAAGAGACGUAGGGGUAGACCUAGAAAAUCAUCUAGUCAAAACAAAAUUUUGGCUGAACAACAGUCAAAUUAUGAUGAUGAAACUUUUGAUGUGGCUGCAUCUGCUGUAAAGGCCCUUCAAGCAGUUGAAACAGUUGAUGGGGACCCCGACUUUAUGGAAAAUAUGAUAGAAAGUGAUGGAGAUAACGAUGAUGAUGAGAAUUUUCAAGAUAAUGGACCUGCCUCUGAAGAAGACGAGAAUAUGCCAAUUGAGGUGGAUGAUGAUAAUGAAUCAUUAGUGGAGAAGAAACCUAAAAGAAAAGUUCGUAAGAUUAAGACAGAAACCCCGAAAAGAUUGAAAAGGGUAACAAAAGUCAAGACAACUGUUAAUAAAAAUCGUAUCAUUAGAGGCUUAAAGGAUCUAAGUGCUGCCAAAGAUAAAAUUAAUAGAAUUUAUGGAUCUAAUGAAACCCGUUUACUUGAAUUGGCUAAAGUUAAAGAAGGCUUUGAAGCGUAUCUAUUUGAUUUCCCAGAAAAGCUUCUUCAGAACACUUCAGAAUAUUAUAUUCCAAAAAUUACUCCCUCUGGACAGAGGAAUAUAUAUGAUCAGUUACAUAAUAAACUGAUCGAAAAUCAACGAUCUUCUAUAUCAAGAAAAGAGGAAACCGCUAAAUUUAAACUGCGGUCUGAACCAUUGGAGGUCCUAAUUGGUGAUAUUCAAACAUCUUUAAAGACAUCAGAAAAGGUAGAAUUUCCAGUUUUCUCAAAUUAUGAACGUAAAGGGUUUGUAUAUAAUGUUGGGGGUAUGAUUACUGAUAUAGCAUGGUUAUCGCAGGAUGAUGAAACUGACCAAUAUUUAGCUGUCGCAGUUUCCCAAUAUUUGGAUAAGCCCUCCCAUGCAGAAUUAAGAAAUUUCGAUGCAGUGUCGCAUGUCUCUAGUAUACAAAUCUUUAAGAUGAACCCAGAUACGUUUGGAUUCGAAAAGAUACAGACUAUAUUACAUGAUAGUGGUGAAAUUUGGAAUUUAAAAUGGCACGAUGGUUAUAAAUCUGAGAAUAGUUUGGGUCUUUUAUUUUUCGUUUGCCAGGAUGGAUGUCUGAAAUAUAUAGAGAUUUCCAAGAAAAAGUCAGAGAAAGAAAAUGUUAUAUUAUAUGAAGAUAUUAUAACCAGUAUAUCGAUUCCGAAUAAUCGUAUUACUUGUUUUGAUUUCCUAUCAUCUUCAACCGUCUUAUGUGGUUUCCGAGAUGGAAACAUUGCAGAAUUUGAUAUAUUAGCCGAUUCCACAAUACCUUCGUUUUAUCAGAAAGUGCAUGAUACAUAUGUCCUCAAUAUAGCGGUUGCCUACUCCGACUAUGAAAAAACAGCUGUCGCCACGAAUAGUGUCGAUGGUACCAUAUUCGUAUUUGACCUACAAGAUAUCAAAGCAACAAAGACUACCCUAGACCAAAGAUUUCGUGGUAGUAAUACAGCACCUCUCGUGUACAGUCCUUUAUUGUAUUCUCUUGUAUACUCAGAUGGCUCUAAUUCUGUUAAAGCAGCAAUUCCUCGCGCUUUGUUUGGGACACAUCAACUAGGACCUACAAAUGCAACUGUUAACACUAUCAGCACAUCUAAAUAUCACCCUUUUAAUUUAUGUGGUGGUUCAGAUGGUUCAGUUUACAUUGAAAAUCUAGUGAGAAGGUUAUUGACUGGUAUCAAAAACAUUUCUGAAACGCACAGAAACUUAAAACUUUGGAAAUGGGACUAUGAUCAAGUUAAUAAAUAUUUUAGAUUGGAUCAUAACUAUGAAGUCUUUAAGUGUACUUCUACAGGUUCGAGUAAGAUUGCCAUUGAUGUGCAUGGCAUUAAUGUGACUAGUAUUAAGUGGAAUGAAAAUGAAAAAUCUGGCAAAUUCUAUGCUUUUAGCAAUAGUGCAGGUUUAUUAACGAUUGAGAAAUUAGAUUCGGUUAACUAA